Messenger RNA from Carassius auratus (goldfish), 1248 nucleotides. RefSeq names its product histone-lysine N-methyltransferase, H3 lysine-36 specific-like. The transcript is spliced from 12 exons. Gene Ontology annotation, biological process: regulation of DNA damage response, signal transduction by p53 class mediator; regulation of transcription by RNA polymerase II. The coding region runs from base 163 to 1248 and encodes 361 amino acids. Gene Ontology annotation, molecular function: histone H4K20 methyltransferase activity; transcription regulator activity; protein binding. Gene Ontology annotation, cellular component: polytene chromosome; nucleus. Lineage: Eukaryota; Metazoa; Chordata; Actinopteri; Cypriniformes; Cyprinidae. The record is from RefSeq and is a predicted model, not a curated record.
AUUAUAAUUAUAAAUCCCGUGUACACGUGCUUUAAUCAGCGAGGCAAGUGUGACUGUUUGUAACUUCCUGUUUGGACCGGACACAAUCUGUGCACCUGAAGCGAAGACAUCUGUGGUGUGAAGCUGUUGGAAACAACUAUUAUAUGAAAGCAGACACAGAGGAUGGCUGAAGGUGUGAGGCGAAGGAGAAAGCUGAAGCCCGUGGAGGAGGCCAUACAGUUUUCACUUGAACAGAAAGACAAGAAUGGACUCGAGGGCAGGUUCAUCAGUCAUCUUAAAGGGAGGGGUGUGUUCAGCUGUACUGACUUUGAGAAAGGAGAUUUCCUGCUGGAAUACAGAGGAGACCUCAUCAGCAAAGAAGAAUGUGAGCGGAGGCAAAGAAUAUAUCACGAUGCACUUAAAGUUUUCAUGUUUGAGUUUCGCUACAAUGGAAAACUCCUCUGUGUCGAUGCAGCCCGAGAUGACGGUUCUCUUGGGCGGCUUGUAAACGAUGACCAUAUUAACCCAAACAGCAGGAUGAAGACGAUUCGUGUGGAUGGAAAACCUCACUUAUGUUUAUUUGCCACAAGGAGCAUCUGUCCUGGUGAAGAGAUCACAUAUGAUUAUGGUGAUUCUGAGUGGCCAUGGAGAUGCACGACUCUUAGUGUGGUUGAACCGUCCACUCUUGAAGUCAACACUCUGUCCCAGUCAGAAGACACAGACGUAGAGAAGACUCUUAGUGUGGUUGAACCGUCCACUCUUGAAGUCAACACACUGUCCGAGUCAGAAGACACAGACGUAGAGAAGCUGAAAGUUGUCAGUGAUCAGUCAGUGUUGGACUCCAGUAUCUGUGCAGCCUCUGAAGGACUGGAAAAGGUGACUCUGAAUAAGGACCAGUUACUAUUGGAUGAUCAGGACUGUGUUGAGAAGAUGUCACCUGUCAAAGAGCAUGUGUUGAAUGAGGAGCAGAGCUUUUGUGCCCCAGUUGAAGGAGUUAAGGAGGUCUGCAGACAUGUUGUGGUCACUUCAGCAAUAUCAAGCAUGGAUAAAUGUGCUGAAUGUGUGGGACCUGUUGCAGCUCUCAAGUGGAUUGGCCUGAGAUGUAAAUUGUGCUCCAGUUUUUGGCAUAAGUCCUGCUAUCUGAAGCGUCAUGAAUGGGAUGGAAGACGGUCAUCGUGUGAAGUAAGUUCAGAGGAAGAUGAGCUGUCAGAUGAGGAUUACAUACCUCAGUCAGAGUCAGACCAUCAGUCAGACAGUUCAGAUGGUUGA